CACCGUGAAAUAGUAGUGCAUAAAGAAUGAAAUGAUUUGCGUGUCUCUUUCAGGAACUCCUAUACCGGGUGGAAGGAAGUUGGAGUUGACGCGAGAGAACUUGACUGCUUUCUUCUCAAAUCAUGGUACUCCGAAGCAGAAGACUCAGCCUCCCUCUGUGUUCAGUCGUGGCAGUAACCAGACCAGCGGCGGCAGAGGACCAGUGAAGAUGAGCUUUGAACCGAUUCAGAGUUUUUUGCGGGAGCUGCCGAAAGAAGGCCAUUCCAUUAACCUUAUUAAGAAGGACUCGGAUCGGUCACAGACGAGACCAGAAACACUGAGGCGCCGGGACUCCCCUGACAAGCCUCAUUCCCGCUCGCUGUCACCUCCGGAGAACGGCUUCAAGCAUCUGGAGUCGCGGCUCUACAGCAGCCAGGGCAGGGGUCCGACGAAAGCCGAGCGCUGGCCUGUUACUAACACUCAGUACAGCCACGAGCCCCGCUCUCAGUCCCAGCCUCAUCCCCCUGGAGAGAGCCGCUCUCGGAGGCUGGAUGUGGCCAACGGCUACGAGACCGACAGCAGUCAGGACUCUCGGACGUACAGCCGGCCGAAUCGAGCGUGGAGGCCGAUGCGAGAGGCGCUUAAUGUCGACAGCGUCCUAAACAGCGAUAAUAAUCAAAACUACCCCAACUCUCGCAGACAGAACUUUAAUCAGGACAGCGGAGAGUCGGCAUGGGUCCGACGAGAAGAACGCAAACCCAAGAGCUUAAUGACGAUUUACGAGGACGAGCAGCGGCAGGACAUGGGCAGCAGGAGCUCGCUGGAAUCAGAGGACAGGGUUAAAUCAAGCGUCAGUAACCUCACCAUUCGGACUGAUAACUGGAAAAUCCAGCGCACUGAAUCUGGAUACGAGAGCAGUGAUCGUCUCAGCAGCAGCUCGGCAAACCUGGACUCUCCUGUGGUGGAGAACUUGAGCAACAAAGACAUGCAGUCCAUACCAGAACCAAACCUCUCCAGGGAGCCUAACUACCAAAGGAGGUACGAGGAUUCAAAGGCCGAGAUCUCACCUUCGUCCAUUAUCUACAGUGACCACCAAAAGAAAACACAUGAUCAUUUCAUGAGUCCUGUUAUUCCAAGGAGACAAGCUUUUCGAUACAACCCUGCGAAGGAGAGGAUGGAGAAGACUGAGGUAGAACGAGCUCAUGUGGUAAACGGGAACCCCAUCUCUCCUAAUUUCACCAAGACCAGCAGUUCAGAGUGGAACAGCUCCGAUGAUCCCUUUUCCGAGCAGGAGGAUUCCUCAUCACGAGCUGACGUUCCUCCGGUUCCCUCUCGCGCCGCGGCUCCAUCAGUGCCUCCCAAACCUCUCAUCCUGAGCUCAGAGAACCGGCGACGAGAUCCCCGUCCACCCAGCCCUCGACGUCUUCCUCGAAACGGCUCGGCUCUGUCCCAAACCGUCCUGCAGAAGUGGAUGGAAAACUCGGACACGAGCUCCAAGUCUGGCUCCUCUGAUCAGGAGAGGAACGAUCUGUCUGCGAGUGAGGGUGAGGAGAAGUUCUCCAGCUUUCCCAAACCUGCGGCCGGCUCUGCUGUCAUCCCCAGCACGUACUUCUCCGUGGACAGCUGCAUGACUGACACGUACCGUGCCAAGUACCAUAAAAAGAGACCUGCUCUGUAUGUGAUGGCAGACUCUAGAGCCGGAGAUCACACCUCGUCUGGUGAAAGUGAUUACGGGGAAAGACUGUCACCGGCUCCUUCAGAAACACACAGCAGAGCCACAGCGCUGCCAGUUCAUGCUUCCGGUAAUAAACCCACUGCUAAAUGGAACCCAGUUUCAGUGAAAGGACUGGAUGAACACGGCUUUCUCUGACAGCAGAUCUCACGCUAUCACAGCACUCUGCGUGAGUGAACGCUCAGCGGCCUUCCCCUGAAGAUGUGUGUUUGUGUAGUAUGCAUUCAGACACAGUGCGUGGCAGUAUCCGACUUUACAUUUGCACAUUUUUAAGCCAAAAGAGAACAAUAUUACGUAACUUAAAAGAGAAAAUUCCAAAACACUCCUUUAGGCUUAAGGAUAUUUGAUGUAACUUAAGACUAACAAAACUAACAAAAAAUACGACUGAUUGUCCAAUGACAGUUUGCUCUAAAUAUGAUAAAGUGCUUUAGUUGGUUUGGAGGGAUGUGUUUCUGUUCACUGCUUCUGAUUUUCUCUGUUUUGAUUGUUUGUGGAGAAAGGAGCUGUAUUUUCAGAAGGUGAAGCUGCUAAAUGUGAAACCAUUCCUGUCUUUAGUAAGAACUGCUUUUGAAAAGCAAAAUUAAGCUUAAUGUUUGAUGGCCUUUUUUGUUGGUUUAGGUGUGUGACAAUAUCUCU
Molecule: messenger RNA, 2347 nt
Organism: Sinocyclocheilus rhinocerous
Lineage: Eukaryota; Metazoa; Chordata; Actinopteri; Cypriniformes; Cyprinidae
Product: inactive ubiquitin carboxyl-terminal hydrolase 53-like
Exons: 7
Coding region: 32-1849 (605 amino acids)
Biological process (GO): sensory perception of sound; response to auditory stimulus
Cellular component (GO): cell-cell junction
Source: RefSeq, a predicted model, not a curated record